AUGGCGGCACAGAUUAAUGAUUGUACAGUUGAGAGGAGAGUUAGUAUUCGGGAAAAGGGUGUCAACUCUAAAGUCAAGGCCGUUGAUGAUAGCCCUACAUAUCGUCAGUAUGUUCAUCAGUUUAUAGUCAUGUAUAACCCCUCCUUAGUGGCUUUGUUGGAAACCAGAGCUAGCGGUCAUCGGUCGGAGGAUGUUAUUUGGAUGCUUGGGUUCUCCAACUCUUUUCGCAUUGAGGCUCAUGAGUUCAGUGGGGGAAUCUGGUUGUUGUGGAAGCUUGGAACUAUAGUUGAGCAUCUUUGGGACCAUCUUAAAGUUUUGGACCCUGGAGGCAACCACCCUUGGGUGCUUGGUGGGGACUUUAAUUCAUUAUUAAACCAAGGAGAGCGAGUGGAAAGCUCAGCGGGUAGAAUAAUGCCCAGUACUGGCUUCAAUGGUUUUCUGGAUGAUACUGUUAUGAUGGAACUUGGCUUUCAUGGUCCUUUAUUUACUUGGUCUAGAGGGUCCUUACACCAGAGGCUAGAUCGAUAUUUGGGGUUCAAUGACCUGCUGAAAAAUACGUGGAUCAAUGAUAGAGAUAUCCAGAGUAACUUAGCAGACCUCCAAAUGGUUCUUACCGAUUGGAAUCAAGCUAUUUUUGGUAAAAUUGGCAAGCGAAAGAGAAGGUUAAUGGCUUGCCUGCGGGGAUGUGAUAAUACUUUGAUGCAAAUGGAAUCGAGUUAUUUAUUGGAGCUGGAAAUCAGAUUGCGUAAUGAGCUUGAGUCUGUGUUAGAGCACGAGGAUAGUUUGUGGCAGCAAAAGGCUCGCUGUAAGUGGACCAUGGACGGUGAUCGCAAUACUAGACUCUACCACGCUUGUGCUAAGAACCAUCGAAGAAAGAAUAACAUCCUUUCAUUGAAGCACGCGGAUGGAAAUUGGUGA
This is a messenger RNA of Hibiscus syriacus, 918 nucleotides long. RefSeq lists its product as uncharacterized. Bases 1 to 918 code for a protein of 305 amino acids. The transcript has 4 exons. NCBI's taxonomy places the organism in Eukaryota, Viridiplantae, Streptophyta, Magnoliopsida, Malvales, Malvaceae. Gene Ontology annotation, molecular function: catalytic activity. The record is from RefSeq and is a predicted model, not a curated record.